Molecule: messenger RNA, 876 nt
Organism: Aureobasidium pullulans EXF-150
Lineage: Eukaryota; Fungi; Ascomycota; Dothideomycetes; Dothideales; Saccotheciaceae
Product: NAD(P)-binding protein
Exons: 2
Coding region: 1-876 (291 amino acids)
Molecular function (GO): oxidoreductase activity
Source: RefSeq, a predicted model, not a curated record
AUGGCAGUUCAAUCCAGAGUCGCAGCUGUCACAGGCGCAAACAAAGGCAUCGGUCUCGCAAUUGUCCGCAACCUCGCCCUGACCUACCCAUCGUCUCCACUUUGUAGCGGCCCCCUUCUUAUCUACCUCUGCGCACGCUCAGCAUCCCGUGGCGCCGAAGCAGUCAAGACUCUUCAGAACGACCCACAACUCAAGCAGGCAAAGGUCCUGGCAGAAGAUGGCGGCGACACGACAAUCACCUUCCACGAGUUUGAUGUCAGCGACAAGUCCAGCAUUCACGCCUUCCGCGACUUCCUGCAGAAAGAACACCCCGACGGCAUCGAUGUCUUGAUCAACAACGCCGGCAUCGCCAUGGAAGGCUUCGACUCCAACGUCGUCAAGCAGACACUUGCGACAAACUACUACGGCACCCUCGAAGCGACACAAUCCAUCCUCCCCCUCAUUCGCGAUGGAGGCCGCCUCGUCAACGUCAGCUCCAUGGCUGGCAAGCUCAACAAAUACACGCCCGAACUGCGCGACGCUUUCACCUCCGCCUCCCAGUCCGGCGUCCCCGACUGCACCGCCCUCAUGCAGGACUUCACAAGCGCUGUCGAGGCAGGCAAAGAGAAAGAGCAAGGAUGGCCAUCCGCCGCAUACGCCGUCAGCAAGGCCGGUACAACUGCUUUCACAAAGGCCAUUGCCGCCGAAGAAGACAAGAAAGGCAGAGGCGUCCUGAUCAACGCAUGCUGUCCUGGCUACGUCAACACCGACAUGACAAAGGGCAACGGCGUCAAGACUCCCGACCAAGGCGCAAAGACCCCCGUCAUGUUGGGUCUUGAAGACUUUGGAGGCUCGUCUGGCGGCUUUUGGCAGAGCGAAAAGAUCAUUGAAUGGUGA